Molecule: messenger RNA, 950 nt
Organism: Boeremia exigua
Lineage: Eukaryota; Fungi; Ascomycota; Dothideomycetes; Pleosporales; Didymellaceae
Exons: 1
Coding region: 177-641 (154 amino acids)
Source: RefSeq, a predicted model, not a curated record
UUUGUGUAUUGCCCUCUUAUGGGGCUAGGGGCGGGAUUCGGGACUCGACUCGACACCAAACCCGGAGCAUAGAAACACAUAAACCAAGGGUCAAGCCCCAGCAAUACAGGAAAUGGUUAUACAGCAAUACUCAUAACUCGAUAACAAAAGUCUCGACGACUCCCCCCCUCGCCAAAAUGGCCAACCCAGUGCUUUUCACCAGCCUCCCUCCCCGAGAAGCCAUCGCCGACGCACUCCACCGCUGCAUUCUCGGCAUCGACAGCAAUAACCAACCUCUUUUUGAGUCUGCCUGCUUGAAAACCGAGGAAAUGACCUGGACCGGCAACGGCUUCAACAUCCAGGGCUGGACGGCAAUUAAAGCGCUAUUCGACAGGCUUUUCGUUCUGGUCACCACGCACACCAUCAGCGGUAUUCGAGUGGAAGUGGAAGACGGCGCGAGCGAGGCAGUCUUGACUGCUCACGCUAUGUCGUAUCAUGUGCGGCCGGAGGAUGCGUUCAUAAAGGAGGAUACCUCCUACACGGCGUCGAGCUUGUAUACUCUUGGUCUUGUGAAGGAUGUGGGGGAUGGGUUGUGGAAGAUCAAAAGGUGGGAGGCGGAGGUUCUUUGGACUACAGGGGAUCGCGGAGUGCUUCAAUCUUAAACGUCUUUGAUGGUGUAUUCUGAAAUCUACCUGUGGAGUUGUGCAGUGAAUGCGUAAGUAGCUAGUAGUCUUGUUCCCGUAACCCAGACGCCUCCAAUUCCAAAUGUUGUCUCUGUAACUCUGCCUGCACAAUCUGAGUCCUUCCAAACUCCAUCCCUGCGUGAACUUUCACAUCCGCAUUGUUUUGCUUCUCACGCGAACCCAGUCUUCCUUCUUGAUGUCGAUUUCCGAUUUAGCAUCAACAGACAACGCCGUCGGGCGUGGUUUCCGCUUGAAACAACCACGGACCCACGCGAACAUCUGCUGAAC